This is a messenger RNA of Ustilago hordei, 2880 nucleotides long. RefSeq lists its product as uncharacterized. Gene Ontology annotation, biological process: nucleoside diphosphate catabolic process. The coding region runs from base 1 to 2880 and encodes 959 amino acids. The transcript has a single exon. The record is from RefSeq and is a predicted model, not a curated record. Gene Ontology annotation, cellular component: membrane. Gene Ontology annotation, molecular function: nucleoside diphosphate phosphatase activity. NCBI's taxonomy places the organism in Eukaryota, Fungi, Basidiomycota, Ustilaginomycetes, Ustilaginales, Ustilaginaceae.
AUGAGCUACCCAAUACAGGGAUCGUCUUCCCAGCCUUAUGGCGCUUACACCUUCGACACACCUGUCAAGCGCCGACAGCGACAGCAAUACACGGCGGCCUCACAAAAGCAACAGCAGCAACGCAGAUCCCAGCCCACCCACGUCCAACCACGCGAAAACGUCGCGGAUGCCUACACAUGGAAUGCAGCAGCUAAGCCGAACAAGCCCAACUUGAAAGAGUCGCCGCUCAAAGAUGCGGCGCCAGGGGCAGCACAACUUGAUGCCCCCUCAUCUUGGCUUGAAGGACGCAAGUAUGCCGUUCUUAUCGAUGCUGGCUCUUCUGGUUCUCGUAUGCAAGUCUACUCUUGGAAAGAUCCCAAGUUGGAACGUGCAUUGCGAGCCAAACAAGGCUUGGACGCGACAGUACUGCCCAAAGUUGAGAAGGGAACAUGGGAGAACUCGGGCAUGGACUGGAGUCUGAAAGUGACGCCCGGUCUUUCCUCAUUCGGCGAUCGCCCAGCAGAUGUGGGCAAGUAUCUGAAAGGUCUUCUCGAUCAUGCAGAGAAGAUCGUGCCACCCUCCGCAUGGGCAGACACUCCCAUCUACGUAAUGGCAACUGCAGGCAUGCGCUUGCUUCCCAAACAGCAACGCGAAGCCGUGCUCGCUGAAGCAUGUCGCUACAUUCGCCAACACACUUCCUUCAGCAUUGACGGCGGUGGAUGCGACGAGCACGUACAGGUCAUUACCGGAGAAGAGGAGGGUCUGCUCGGCUGGAUCUCGAUCAAUUAUCUCAUGGAUGGCUUCCACAUCCGCGGCAAGAAGCCAUCGCUUGCUGGCGAAACCGAUAUCAUGGAAGGCAAGUCCACUUUCGGUUUCCUCGACAUGGGCGGUGCCAGUACACAGAUUGCCUUUGAGCCAAGCAAGAAGGCUCUCCAGGGCGAAGGUGCAGCCGCUGAAGCAGAACUCACACCCGUCUCUUUACGCAUGCUUGACGGCACCGAGGUCUCACACAAAGUGUUUGUGACGACCUUCCUCGGCUACGGUACAAAUCAAGCAAGGCAGCGCUACAUCGACCUUCUCCGCUCUAUCGACGGCAAUUCGCAAAACAGCAAACACGCAUUGCCUGACCCUUGUCUUCCUAGCGGACUGCAGCUUUCAGAUGUGGAAGGCAAACCAGAUGUUGCCCUCACAGGCACUGGCAACUUCACCGCCUGUCUCGAGUCGAUGCACCCUCUUCUUGACAAGGAAGCAGCAUGCACCAAGCCACCCUGUCUCUUCCACGGCGUCCACGUCCCCAAGAUCGAUUUCAGCGUCAACCACUUUAUCGGCGUUUCCGAAUACUGGUUCAGCGCCCAAGAUGUUUUCGGUCUCGGCGGUGUCUAUGACUUUGUUGACUUCCAGAAGGCUGCCAACGAGUUUUGCAGUAAGCCAUGGGCAAAGCUCAAACACCAUCUCGAUGCAGGCGAUCUGUUUGGGCCAGAAGUGCAACUGAACCGCUUGCAAACGCAGUGCUUCAAAGCCGCAUGGAUGGUCACCGUGCUGCAUGAGGGUAUCGGCAUUCCACGUAUUGUCGACCACAAGGGUGCAGGUGACGGUACAGACCAUGCAGACGAAGCUCAGGGCAAGGGCGAGCAGAAGAACCUCUUCCAGAGUGUCAACGAUAUCGAUGGCUUCUCCGUCAGCUGGACGCUUGGCAAGGCUGUAUUGGAAGCAAGUCGUGACAUCCCACCCGCCCCCGGCUCGCUUCCAUCUCCGUUCGACGAGUUGAACAAAGCUAACUCGAAGUUGGGCAAAUGGGACCCCUUUCGACCCAAGUGGCCUACUACGGGUGAAGGAUCAGCUUUCCCUCCUGCUUUGGGUGCAGCCAGGCGUCACGUCAGCCCUGUAUCAAUGAUCAUCAUGGUUGCCGUGUUCCUGGUUUUGUUGAUCACUUGUGUUUGCACUCGAGGACGUGGACCACGAGCCAGCAGGAGACGGGCAGCCAUCAAGGAGAUGCUACCGCCACCUCUGGGCACUUUCGGCGGUCUCUGCAGCUCCAAGCGCAGCCCUCGUGGCGACUACGUUUUGGCUAGCAUGGAAGAAGCAGCAAGCGGUGACAUCUCGAAACGUGGGUUUUGGUCCAAGCUCGGCAAGCGAGCCGACACGAAAGACUACAGUCCCACUAUGGAAGCAGAGUUCGGGUUCAGCUCGGAAGGCAGCUCGGAAGAAAGCAGCGGUUCGAGCGGAUCAGCUGGUCGUGGCUCUCGUUCAUCUUCACGCAAACGCUCCACUGGUCUCCUUGGCGUACUAGGAUGGCCGGUACGAAGAGUAGCUCUUAGCAUCAUAUCCAUCUUCCCUUCGCUUGCUCCACGACGCACAACCAAGUCUAAGAAACGCACUUCGACUUUACUUUUAAGCCGAGAUUCCAGCGACAACCUCUUAGGUCAUGGCGCCCGUAUCGCAGCAAGAAAAGGAGCUUCAACACCGACAACAGUCCGCGUCUCUCGACCCGCAUCGCCCACUUUCACCAGUAUCACAUCGGGCACUGCCAUCUCACGUCCUGCUUCCAGAACAUCGAGUCGAGCACCCACACCAGUGCUGGGACACCGACUCACAUCAGCAACGCUUUCGACCCGAUCAGGGCUUACUACGCCUGGAGGCAGCGUUUUGGCCAGCAGCGUUGCGGCACCCGGUGCACUUUCCCCUUCAGGUCCUGGCUCGCCUCUGGGUGAACGCCACGGCACACGUCCAGGUCUGUUCUCUGCUUCGCUCAGCCGUGCUCAUUCAGUCACGGACAUGACUACGAUUGAGUCUGGCUUAUUGGGCGCACCAACGACAAGAACACCUUCGGGACAAGGCUCACCAGCACCACCUCACCUCAGUCCCAUGACUGAGUUGCGUAGUGGUGAUGGUUCUCCUUGA